Messenger RNA from Neohortaea acidophila, 951 nucleotides. RefSeq names its product homocysteine S-methyltransferase. Lineage: Eukaryota; Fungi; Ascomycota; Dothideomycetes; Mycosphaerellales; Teratosphaeriaceae. The record is from RefSeq and is a predicted model, not a curated record. The transcript has a single exon. Bases 1 to 951 code for a protein of 316 amino acids. Gene Ontology annotation, biological process: S-methylmethionine cycle. Gene Ontology annotation, molecular function: S-adenosylmethionine-homocysteine S-methyltransferase activity; zinc ion binding.
AUGUUAUCCCGGCAAGACUUCCUCCGCCUCCUGGAAAGGCAUGGCCCAAUGGUCAUCGACGGCGCCCUCGCGACAGAGCUGGAGUCAAGAGGCUACGAUCUGAACCAUUCCCUCUGGUCCGCUAAAAUCCUCGAAGAAGACCCAAUGGUCAUCAAACAAGUCCACCUGGACUACUUCCUCGCCGGUGCCAACUUCGCAAUCACCGCUUCCUACCAAGCGAGCGCCGCUGGUUUUGCUGAACAUUUGAAUCUCAACGAGGAGAAAGCCACGGCCCUCAUCAAGCGUAGCGCUAUGCUUGCCCGUCUUGCUGUAGAGGAGGCCUACGGCCAGACUGUUAGACGAGAUGUCCCUCUUCUAGUCGCGGGCAGCGUGGGCCCCUAUGGAGCGUAUCUAGCUGACGGGUCAGAAUAUCGCGGGGACUACCAGCUCUCCAAGUCUGGCUUUCAGAAUUUCCAUCGUGCACGAAUCCGAGCUUUGGUCGAUGCCGAGGUGGACUUGCUUGCAAUUGAGACCAUGCCUCAAGUUCACGAAAUCGAAGCCGUCCUUGAGCUCCUGCGUGAUGAGUUUUCCACCACAACCGCUUGGGUUAGCUGCACCUUGAAGGACUCACAGCAUAUCAGCGAUGGCACUUCCCUCGUGGAACUAGCAAAGCUACUUCAAGCACAUCGCGAACGAGUGCUGGCCUUUGGAUUCAACUGCAUCUCGGCUGACCUGGCUACAGACGCGCUGCAACAUUUGACAGGACAGCUCGACGUUCCACUGCUCGUGUAUCCCAACUCGGGAGAAAAGUGGGAUGCUCAAACGAACACUUGGUCGAGCUCCUCGUCUGGUCCCUUGGAUUUCGGUCAGCUUGCUCGCCAUUGGCAACAGCAUGGCGCUGGCUUGAUCGGAGGUUGCUGCAGGACGACUCCUACGGAUAUCAUUGCCAUUUCGCAGGCCCUGAAGCGAUAA